Molecule: messenger RNA, 1134 nt
Organism: Eremothecium gossypii ATCC 10895
Lineage: Eukaryota; Fungi; Ascomycota; Saccharomycetes; Saccharomycetales; Saccharomycetaceae
Gene: RRN9
Product: Rrn9p
Exons: 1
Coding region: 1-1134 (377 amino acids)
Source: RefSeq, marked provisional
AUGGACGUUAAUGGGAAAACUAUAGCCAAUGAAGCACUGGAACUGCUUGAAUCGCUCGAGCAACAGCAUCGCCAUGACUUGACACUACACCUUUACUCGGCGCACCUCCUAAAGCAGCUGCUGCGGAAAGCGCACAAGAAGAAGCGAGCUUUAGAAGCCGAAGUUUACAUCAAGACCAUGAUCAAGGAUAACUGGACGAGCUGGCCCUCUCCGAACACCGUGAUCGAUCCGCAUACGGACUGCGUAUACGAGGAUGAGGAGCUAUGGGGAAGCCGAGAAGAGGCUCCACAGAUGCCUGAGCGAGGGGAGAUCAGUGAGCGUGCGUUGAAGCACGCGAUGCGCAUGAUGCGAGUGGAAUUGGACUCUGUGUGGCAGCGACAACUCACACAGAGCGCGGCCCUAGUGCACCAGCUAGGCCAAGGGAACGUGUCACUGGACGUGAACAAGAUGGCGAUGCCACUCGAGCUGGUGAACCAUAUCUUCGCUCGACUGGACGCGUUUGCGCAGGGCCUAAAUGUGAACUUUGCCAAGCAGGUGAAGGUGGAGCUUGCCACACAGCCGAGUAUGCCACAGCUCUCGCUGAAGACAGGCACCUCUGAUCAGCGAGGCUCAUCCUCGGGGGCGAGCUCUACGAAUUCAAGAAGAAAGGCGCACUUGGACUACCGGGACCUGAUCGUGCGGGGGUGCGAGAUGAAACUGGAUAUGUCAAACGUAUAUAUAAAGUGCCUCUUCUUAUUCGAAGGUCUCGUAAGUCGCUAUAAUGUGAAGGACUUUAAGAUUCCGAAGGAGGUGUUAAAGAAAUAUGUGCCCCAGAGGCAGGCAGAAGUUGUGCCGCGCCCAGUAAAAAAUCUGCAGAAGGAGUUCUGGGAGUUGGAAGCGCUCACAAGGGAUCGGAACUUGACCUUUGAUGUGCGACAAGCACUGCGUCAGAUGUGCCUGAGAAACGGGUUUUCCCGUGAUAAAAAGACUUUCAUGAUGGUACAGGAGAUCAACACCCAAAGGCAGAAGGCGCUAGGUGUCGACCGGAGGCCGCAUAAGCGUCAUAAAGGAACUACACAGGAUUCGGCGCUCACAGACGGUGGAGAAGAGGCCGAUGAUGAACUUUAUGGAUUAGCAGACUGCUUGAUCAAGUAA